Molecule: messenger RNA, 900 nt
Organism: Emericellopsis cladophorae
Lineage: Eukaryota; Fungi; Ascomycota; Sordariomycetes; Hypocreales; Bionectriaceae
Exons: 1
Coding region: 1-900 (299 amino acids)
Source: RefSeq, a predicted model, not a curated record
AUGUUCGUUUCCCAGGUUGCCCUCGGCCUCGCUGCCACCACCCUCGUUGCCGCCGUGCCCGUCACCAAGCGCAUGGCCGCCAUUGACGAUGCCACCAUCCUCAACUACGCCCUGACCCUCGAGCACCUCGAGAACACCUUUUACCGCGAGGGUCUCGCCCAGUUCAGCGAGCAGGACUUUGCUGACGCCGGCUUCGACGCCGACUUUGUCGCCAACGUCAAGACCGUCGCCGCGGACGAGGCCGACCACGUCAACUUCCUCACCACAGCCCUCACUGCCGCCGGCGCCACCCCCGUCAAGGAGUGCACUUACGACUUUGGCUACAACGACGUCAAGUCCUUCCUCGCCACGGCCUCCAUCCUCGAGGGUGUUGGUGUCUCCGCCUACCUCGGCGCCGCCGCCGACAUCAUGGCCAAGUCCACCCUGACAGCCGCCGGCUCCAUCCUCACCGUCGAGGCCCGUCACUCGGCCUACAUCCGCGACGCCAUCGACCAGGCGCCGUUUGCCCAGCCCUUUGACACGCCCCUGACCUACAAUCAGGUCUUCUCUCUGGCCUCGCCCUUUAUCACGGAGUGCCCCAGCGACAACCCCGCCCUGCCCGUCAAGGCCUUCCCCGCCCUCGCUGUCCAGGCCGACGGUGAGAUCAAGACCGGCAGCACCAUCACCCUCCUGACCCCCGACUACACCGUCGUCGCCCCCGAGGGUGGUAAAAUCUUCGCUGCCUUCAUCGCCGUCACCGGCCCUACCUUUGUCGAGGCCACUGCCGUCGAGGGCGGCUUCACCGUCGAGAUCCCCGAGGGUUUCGCUGGCCAGACCUACGCUGUCCUGACCGGCUGCAACGAGGGUGUGAGCGACGACACCACUGCCGCCGGCCCUGCUCUCAUUGAGAUCUCAAGCUAA